Molecule: messenger RNA, 357 nt
Organism: Solanum verrucosum
Lineage: Eukaryota; Viridiplantae; Streptophyta; Magnoliopsida; Solanales; Solanaceae
Exons: 2
Coding region: 1-357 (118 amino acids)
Source: RefSeq, a predicted model, not a curated record
AUGGAUUCCCUUGCAACUAAGAUAGUAGUGUGUGAGUGUGGCCAAGAGGCUACCAAGGAGGUGACGACUUUAAAGGCCAAUGUUGCUACGCUGAGGAGUGAUGUGGAUCAGCUGAAAUCCACCAACAUGUCCAUGAUUUUCAGGAUGGUGGAGAUUCCUGAUGUUCCAGAAAUGCCUCCGGCUACCACCAGAGAUGAGAUUAGAGUUGAAGAGACAUAUGAUCCUAAGUCCGAGGUUGAUACGUAUGAUAAGAUGCUUGGGGUUGUUGAGGAGGCUUCGUAUGAAGGCCUUACUGAGACUGAGGUCCCGAGCACUACACCGGGCAUUGAUGCUCAGACAGAUGGAGCGACUGAGUAG